Molecule: messenger RNA, 2954 nt
Organism: Mirounga angustirostris (Northern elephant seal)
Lineage: Eukaryota; Metazoa; Chordata; Mammalia; Carnivora; Phocidae
Gene: PGPEP1
Product: pyroglutamyl-peptidase I
Exons: 5
Coding region: 96-725 (209 amino acids)
Biological process (GO): proteolysis
Cellular component (GO): cytosol
Molecular function (GO): pyroglutamyl-peptidase activity
Source: RefSeq, a predicted model, not a curated record
GCCGGGGCGGGGCGGCGCGGGGUCCUGGCGGCGGGGGCGGCGGCCGAGUCGCCAGUCCCGACAGGAGCGGGUCCGAGGCGCAGCCCGAGCCCGCCAUGGAGCAACCCAGGAAGGCGGUGGUGGUGACGGGAUUUGGCCCUUUUGGAGAACACACUGUGAACGCCAGCUGGAUUGCAGUCCAGGAGCUGGAGAAGCUCGGGCUUGGUGACAGCGUGGACCUGCAUGUGUAUGAGAUUCCGGUCGAGUACCAGACGGUCCAGAGGCUCAUCCCUGCCCUGUGGGAGAAGCACAGCCCACAGCUCGUGGUGCAUGUGGGGGUGUCGGGCAUGGCGACCACGGUCACGCUGGAGAAGUGCGGGCAUAACAAGGGCUACAAGGGGCUGGACAACUGUCGCUUCUGCCCCGGCUCCCAGUGCUGCGUGGAGGACGGCCCGGAAAGCAUUGACUCCAUCAUUGACAUGGACGCUGUCUGUAAGAGGGUCACUACGCUGGGCUUGGACGUGUCGGUGACCAUCUCACAAGAUGCCGGCAGGUACCUCUGUGACUUCACCUACUACACCUCGCUGUACCAGAGUCAUGGCCGCUCAGCCUUUGUUCACGUGCCUCCACUGGGCAAGCCCUACAACGCAGACCAGCUGGGCAGGGCGCUGCGGGCUAUCAUCGAGGAGAUGCUGGAUGUCCUGGAGCAGUCAGAUGGCAAAAUCAACUGUCGCCACAAACACUGAGAGCCUCUCGGGCCUCCCAAGACCUCGUCCCACUAGGGACCCCAGGAGGGACGUCCGCCCUCUGGGGGCCUGGCCAAGGAGGAUAAGCCUGUCAGCUGGGGAUCGGAUUUGGAUCAAUAUUCCAACGUACACACUUCCUCUCCCUUCUUCUCCACAAAAGGGCUGGUCGCUUUGAAGAAGGUGGCUGAAGAUUUUUUUUCUCGAUUUCCCUUUGCAUCUGGGGACACAGCCACAAUGGCUGGGAAGCUGGUGGGUCCUGAUCUCCACAGGGAAUCCUGGUCAAGUGGAUCUCUGCUCUUGAUCCCACAGCUGGGGCCACCUGCUCACCUGCUUUUCUAAGUCUCUGGUGAAGGGAUUCCAGUGUUCCCUCUGUCCAUGACUGGUUUUUCCCAAACUUAAAAACUCCUUGAAGAGUCUUUGCCCUGAUCCAUGUCCCAGCAGCUGGGACAGCCCUGGAAAGGGCUGCCUUGGGGUAUGGCAGAGGCUUUUUUCCCUUCUCUUUCUUAUUCUCUUUUUCAAAAACAAUAGUGCUAGUUUGGGCACAGAGGAAUUUAUAUUCCCUUUGGUUAAAACGCGGGCUUUCACCGACGACAAAGUGUCUUCUUUUUCCUGGGAUGUGGCCCCUUCUUGCCUCUUUCUCUGAAACUGGGACCCACAUCUUUGUGUCGGAGCUGACAUCGGGUUCCGUUUCCUCAGGGCGGGCAGGGCCCUUGGCCAGGCCCUGGGCGGGUGGGAGCUGCUGCCCCAGCUGGUUAAAAAGGUGGGCUGACCCUUUCGACACCAGAGCCGUGAGCUGUACCCGUGGGGACUCUGGAGCAGGGGUAGGAAAACAGCCCUUGUCAUUUUGACUUGCACGUGACUUUUUUUUUUUUUUUAAUAUGUAAAAAUCUGUAGCAGCUGCAAACCCACCCCACAUCUGGCCUGGAUUUUUGCAGUCUUGGUGCUGGGGACCAGCUUCUUGUUCUCCUUAAGUUGGGGGGGUGGUGCCCAGAAUGGGGCCCGGGGGCUGGAGUUUGCUGAUCUCCAUGUGUGCUGACGUGUUUGAGCAGGAGGUGCUGAAGCAGCCCGUGGGCUUUUGUGUAGAUGGUUCUGGAGACGGAGUAAAUUUUGAUCUCACACCCUGGCAACUUUGAACUUAGCGGCCACGGAGGAGAGUAACCUCACCCAGGAGGCCACUGAAUUCAGCUGGACCUUGAUACCCGCCAGAGGAAAAGAAUGACAGCAGCUGUGAAGCCAGCUGAGGCAAACACACAUUUUGGAAGUGUUCUCCUGCUUGGGGGAGAAGAUGGGGGUUUUAUCAUUUCCCUAAGUGUGAGGUGGACUGGAGUCUGAUGCCAGGUUGGAUCACGUCGGUGUUACCCAGCACGCAGUUCUUUCUAAAACAGAAGAGAUUUUUGUUUUGUUUCAUUUUCUCAAACAUUCCCCUUCUUUGCCUCUUGUUCUGCUGGCCAGGGGAGUUUCUCUUCUCUGCUGAGCUGCUGUGUCGCUUGAGAACCGGGUUGAUAGGUCUCUGAGUUAAAUGCAUUUUCUGGGUCCUGGGUUUUCUCCGGAGGGGAAAAUGGCUCCAGGUGGGUGACUCGGGGCCGGCACUUGGCAGUGGGCGUGGCCUGUGGCUGGCAGGUUCAACUGAUCGGGACUCUGCCCCUCUCUCCAUGUCAGCCUGCCUUCUGCCAGAAAUGCCCUGCUCACGUCCUCAGUCCGAGAUUGCCGUCUCCUGAGAAAUCUGCCGUGUGGGAUUCCAUAAGCAGAAAUUGUGACUCUUCUGAAUGUGGGGAACUCAAGCCUCGGGGGUCUCCCCAGAGGUCUUAUUGAGAACGUUAGGCUUCAUCUAGCUCUGAUCCCCAAAGGUCUGAUCUUCAGGGGUGUGAAGGAGGAAAUGAAUUCAGGCAAGAUGGGGAGGGAAAGGGGGAGGGGGACCUGGAGAUGAGCCAGGUCUGCACUUAGCUGGGUACCCACUGGAACCCGGACACACCAUCCCCAAACUCCACAUUUUCAUCUUUCCUUUGUCUUCAUUUUGCCUCUCUGUUUAAAGCACCAUGUGAUUCAGAGAUAUAGAGGUAUAACUUAUUGUCCGAUCAUUGUUGAGUGUAUGCAUGUCAUUUUUGUGUUCCUGCAAAGGUUUUGGAUUUUCUCAUCAAGUCAAGCCAGAAUCCUGUCCUUGUCCACGAUGCAGAGCAUUUUGCACGUUUUAUUCAAUCAGACAGCCAUUAAACAUUUCACCCACUUCGC